This is a messenger RNA of Grosmannia clavigera kw1407, 654 nucleotides long. RefSeq names its product bcas2 family protein. Gene Ontology annotation, biological process: mRNA processing. The record is from RefSeq and is a predicted model, not a curated record. NCBI's taxonomy places the organism in Eukaryota, Fungi, Ascomycota, Sordariomycetes, Ophiostomatales, Ophiostomataceae. The transcript has 2 exons. Gene Ontology annotation, cellular component: precatalytic spliceosome; catalytic step 2 spliceosome; Prp19 complex. Bases 1 to 654 code for a protein of 217 amino acids.
AUGCCGUACAUUACCAGCGUCCAUGAAUCUUUACCAUACAUCGACCCGGAACCGAGUGCGGAACAGCGUGCAGCAGCCGAGGCGCUGAUCGCCGAGGAGCGAGCACUCGUUCCAGACGACCCUCACCAUGCCCUAUUGCGACCGCCCUACGAGCCUCGGUUUACGGAGGCUAUGCGCGCCGAGAUAGACCGCGUGGCUGCAAACCAGAAACUGGACAAGAAGGACCAGAAACCCCUCUCGGCCAUCGAUCUGUCACGAUACGAAGCACAAGAAGAACUGCCCGCCAAUGGUUCCGCAGCCAGCCUGCGCUCUGUCCUUGCCAAUGCCUACACCAGCCAAGCAUAUCUGCGCAGCCGGCGCGCGCACCUAGCACUGCUCGACAGCUACGGGAAAAACGCCUGGCUGGUGGGCAAUUGGCAGGUAGAAACUGAGCUGCGCGGAGUCGAGGCUGAGCUGGCGCAGACACGCCGCCAUAUUGACAUCACCACACUGCGGCGCCAACGGGCCCAGAACGAGGCCGCGCCCGAGCUGCAAAGCCUCGAAGAGACGUGGCGGACAGGCAUUGGGCGCGUCCUCGAAACUGAAGCUGCUGCUGAAGACUUGCGCCAACAGUGUCUGGAUGCGCGAAGACGACAGGUCGCGAGCGAGGUCUGA